GUAUUGGAAUGUUUCUAUAUUUUGUAAAUAUUUUUAAUAUUAAUAUAUUUGAUUUGGUGAAAAAAAAGUAAAAUUACUGCAAAGACUUCACACGGUUUUUUACCCCUCACGUUUAUAUUUUAUACAAAGAAAUCGUCAAGCCUACGUGUAAAUAUACGCCCCCCACAUAUUGUGGAAUUAACAAAACACGUUUUAUAAAUUUUGAAACAAGCGAUUUAGUAUUAGUUAAUGGUUUACCCAUACCCGUCGACUUUUCUAAAAACAUUUCUCAUGUCAAAACAAAAUAAGAAAGAAAGUUGGUCAAACCAUGCAUUUCACACACUAUGUAUUUGUGUAAACAUUCAUGCACCAUUUGAAUUUCAACUUUAGUGGGGAUCUUCAUCAUAUCUCCCUCCAUAUGAAUUCUCGAGACCUAGCUAUCAAAUAUUAUUUAAUUCAGUGUCUAUGAAUAAAUAAUAACAUAUAUCAAUAUGUGAUUUUUUCCAGUUUUCUCUAGUAUAAAACUCUUAAAUCACUUGUAAUCAAUUUCCUGGAAAUGCAAAACAAACCUAACAAUUCUCUAUAAACACACACCAUUGGCCGACAAAAAGAAAAAAAAAACAAAUUCUCUAUAAACCAUCGGAUAUGCAAGGAGCCCGUACGUGGUUGGGCCCAAAAGCCCAAAUAUUUGUGGGCCUAAUGGAAUCUUUUUUUAAGAAAAAAAAAAACAAUCGUAGUUCGAUUUAAUAACUCUUCUCCGGCGAGGUAGCUGAAUCCCCGGUAUCGGAGAUGAUGGGAUCGACGUUGUUCAGGAAGAGAUGUUUGGUCAAGAGAGCGAAUUGUUUACUUUUCCGGUCGUUUUCCGUUAACAAUGAGAAACUUCCCGACGCAUCAGCUGAAAUAGCGGGAAUUCUCAACCAAGGGAACUGGCGUGAGACUCUGGUAUCUUCGAAUCUUUCGAUCGAGAUAAACCCAGAAGUAGUUCUCUCCGUUUUACGAUCCAAACGCGUCGAUGAUCCUUCUAAGCUUUUGAGUUUCUUCAAUUUGGUUGAUUCUCAAAAAGUCACGGAGCAGAAAUUGGAUUCGUUUUCGUUUCUCGCUUUGGAUUUGUGUAAUUUCGGUAGUAUUGAGAAAGCUCAUAGUGUUGUAAUCCGGAUGAUUGAGAGGAAGUGGCCUGUAGCUGAGGUUUGGAGUUCGAUUGUGAGAUGUUUACGAGAGUUUGUGGGAAAGAGUGAUGAUAGAGUUCUUCUAUUUGGGAUCUUGAUUGAUGGAUACAUUGAAAAAGGUUUUUUAGAUGAAGCUGUAUUUGUGUUUUCUAGCACUAAGGAUUUGGAUUUGGAUUUGGUUCCUAGUUUGGCACGAUGUAAUCAUUUGUUGGAUGCGUUGUUGAAGAGGAACCGUCUGGAUUUGUUUUGGGAUGUGUAUAAGGGGAUGGUUGAGAGAAAUGUAGUAUUUGAUGUUCAGAGUUAUGAGAUGUUGAUUGGUGCACAUUGUAGGGAUGGGAAUGUUCAGUUGGCAAAAGAUGUUCUUCUCAAAACCGAGGAAGAAUUGGGGACGGCAACGUUGAAUGUGUAUAGUUUGGUAGUUGAAGCUUUGUGUAAGAAGGGAGAUCUGGAUGAAGCACUUGAGCUGAAGAAGUCGAUGAGUUGCAAAGGAUUGGUGCCAUCGAGGCAAUCAUACAAUUUACUUAUAGAUGGGUUGUGUAAGCAAAAGAGACUAGAAGAUGCUAAAUCGUUGCUGGUAGAGAUGAAUAGUGUUGGUUUGUUUGCUGAUAAUGUUGCUUAUAGUAUACUGAUUGAUGGUUUACUGAAGGGUAGAAAUGCAGAUGCUGCGAACGGACUAGUCCAUGAGAUGGUUUCACAUGGAUUUAGCAUCGAUCCUAUGAUGUAUGAUUAUUUUAUUUGUGUGAUGUCAAAGGAAGGGGCGAUGGAGAAGGCAAAGGCUCUCUUUGAUGGAAUGAUCACAUUCGGAGUGACACCAGGUGCUCGGGCUUAUGCUAGUUUGAUCGAAGGAUUCUUUCGAGAAAAGAAUGUACGUAAAGGUUAUGAGUUACUUGUUGAAAUAAAAAAGAGGAACAUUGUCAUAUCUCCGUAUACUUAUGGUACAGCGGUGAAAGGCAUGUGUUCUUCUGGGGAUCUCGAUGGAGCUUAUAACAUUGUGAAGGAAAUGGGUGCAAGUGGUUGCAGACCCAAUGUGGUUAUAUAUACCACAUUGAUCAAAACCUUUCUCCAGAAAAGUAGGUUUGGAGAUGCAGUGAGGGUGUUAAAAGAAAUGAGAGAACAAGGAAUCGCACCUGACACCUUUUGCUACAAUUCCCUUAUAAUUGGUCUUUCAAAGGCUAAAAAAAUGGAUGAAGCAAGGUCGUUUCUGCUUGAAAUGGUCGAGAACGGAUUUAAGCCUGAUGCUUUCACCUAUGGGGCUUUUAUCAGUGGAUAUAUAGAGGCAGGGGAAUUUGCAUCUGCAGAUAAGUAUGUGAAAGAGAUGCUGGAAUGUGGUGUAAUUCCAAAUAAGGUUCUUUGCACGGGUUUGAUCAAUGAGUAUUGCAAAAAGGGGAAAGUAAUAGAGGCAUGUUCAGCAUUCAGAUCCAUGGUUGAACAAGGGAUCCUGGGGGAUGCUAAAACAUACACUGUUCUUAUGAAUGGUCUUGUUAAAAAUGGUAAAGUAAAUGAUGCCGAAGAGAUUUUCCACGAAAUGCGUGGAAAGGGUAUUGCACCUGAUGUAUUCUCUUAUGGUACUCUCAUUGAUGGAUUUUCUAAGUUGGGAAAUAUGCAGAAGGCUUCUAGUAUUUUUGAUGAGAUGGUUCAAGCAGGUUUGACUUCUAAUGUUAUCAUAUACAACAUGUUACUUGGUGGCUUCUGCAGAUCUGGUGAAAUCGAAAAAGCUAAGGAACUGCUUGACGAAAUGUCAGGUAAAGGUUUUCCCCCGAAUGCAGUGACCUACUGUACAAUUAUAGAUGGAUAUUGCAAAUCUGGUGAUCUGGCUGAGGCUUUUCAGUUAUUUGAUGAGAUGAAACUAAAGGGAUUAGUUCCUGAUAGUUUUGUGUACACAACACUCGUGGAUGGGUGUUGCAGAUUGAACGAUGUCGAAAGAGCUAUAACCAUCUUUGAGACAAACGAGAAGGGUUGUGCUUCUAGUUCCGCCCCUUUCAAUGCUUUGAUCAAUUGGGUUUUUAAGUUUGGAAAAACAGAAUUAACAACAGACAUGAUAAAUCGGCUAAUGGAUGGGUCGUUUGAUAAGUUUGGCAAGCCCAAUGAUGUAACAUACAACAUUAUGAUUGAUUAUCUAUGUAAGGAAGGAAACUUGGAAGCUGCAAAGGAGCUCUUUCACCACAUGCAGAAAGCUAAUCUGAUGCCUACUGUUAUAACUUACACAUCUCUUCUAAACGGGUAUGAUAAAAUGGGUAGAAGAUCUGAAAUGUUUUCUGUAUUUGAUGAGGUGAUUGCUGCAGGAAUUGAACCAGACAACAUAAUGUAUAGUGUUAUCAUCAAUGCUUUCCUGAAAGAAGGGAUGACGACAAAAGCACUUGUGCUUUUGGAUCAAAUGUUUGCUAAGAACGCUGUUGAUGAUGGGUGUAAGCUAAGUAUUUCAACAUGCCGGGCUCUACUCUCUGGUUUUGCCAAAGUGGGAGAAAUGGAGGUAGCUGAGAAGGUUGUGGAGAACAUGGUUCGACUCAAGUAUAUUCCUGAUUCUUCGACUGUUAUUGAGUUAAUCAAUGAAAGUUGCAUUUCCUCAAACCAGAGAAUGGCAGCUGAUGCAGCUCCUUAGAUUUUUAGACGGAAAGCCAAAAGCAAAUAAACUUCUUCUUUUUCGUUGUGGCUAAAAAGGAGUCUGUUGGCUCUGGUUUGGUUUACUGCCAAUUUCUUGGCCAACAUGAAAAUUGCUGAAGGUUUGCAAUUGUGUCAAAAGUUACCAUUAAGAAUUUGGAGUUGCUGUUCCUGAAACAACUUGUGUCUGCUCAUAAACUCUUCUGGACCAAUUCAUUUGCUCCAGAACGGAUUUGCCUUCAGCUAGACAUGUUGGAUCUCAUUGAUUUUACAUGGCAGUAGUUUCCAUUAUGAUGACGACAAUCAGAAGUUGACGAUGAAAGGGAGACGCAUCUGAACUGUUUAUCCUGUAAAUUCCUCAAUGUUUAGGCUCGGAAAACUCCUGUUCAAGAACAGAAAUGACAAUUCUAUACUGAAUGUUCAUGUAUAAAAGAUUUGAUGUACUGAAUGUUACUAUGAUGAUCAAAUUAUAUAAAGUUCUUUAUUCAUCA
Arabidopsis lyrata subsp. lyrata is the source of this 4234-nucleotide messenger RNA. RefSeq names its product pentatricopeptide repeat-containing protein At5g61990, mitochondrial. The record is from RefSeq and is a predicted model, not a curated record. The transcript has 2 exons. NCBI's taxonomy places the organism in Eukaryota, Viridiplantae, Streptophyta, Magnoliopsida, Brassicales, Brassicaceae. Bases 769 to 3744 code for a protein of 991 amino acids. Gene Ontology annotation, molecular function: protein binding.